Mytilus trossulus (common blue mussel) is the source of this 4391-nucleotide messenger RNA. RefSeq lists its product as uncharacterized. Bases 145 to 3501 code for a protein of 1118 amino acids. The transcript is spliced from 11 exons. The record is from RefSeq and is a predicted model, not a curated record. Lineage: Eukaryota; Metazoa; Mollusca; Bivalvia; Mytilida; Mytilidae.
UCCUGUUUCAUAUCAAAUUUCGCUGUAAACAUUGUCAUUAAAAUCAAGUUUAUCAGCGUUAUUAAUGAGCUAUGAAUUGAAGCAUUUAGGUAAACUGUUGAACAUCCUGACUGAAUAUGUACUUUGAAUACACCAGCUUGCAAUAUGUCUACAUCAGCAGCAAAAAGAAAGGCAACACUAGGCAAACAUGUCCUGGUACUAUUUCCAAAAGUCAUGCAAACUAUAUUAAAGGAACAUAUUACUCCAAAAGGAUUACAAGUGAAAUAUAGGCAGAACGACAUCCGUACCGCUUUAACAGAUAGUGAGAUUUCCUUUAUGGAAAAACUUCCAAGUUUAGAUGAAUUCACAAUUGAGUUAUGCUAUAAGAUAUUGCGAUAUGAACAUGUAAUACAUGAACCAAAGUGUACAUGGGGGAAUGUUCCUAACAGUACAGAAGUGGAAAUCUCUGAUGAUAUUCAGCGAAUACUCAAUUUAACGAAUGAAGUAAUCGGGGAAAUGUCAGCAGAAAUACCGAUCGAAUAUUACGAAGACUUUCAAAAGAAAACGCAAGAAAUACUCAAGAGAAUUGAUGCAUAUCUUAAUCAUGAUUCAUGUUUAAAACUGUACAAAACAAUUAGCAAAUCAGAUAUGAAUUAUAUUGAAAUUAUUUCAAAACUGGCAGAUGUUAAGCCAAUUAUUGUGAGAGCUAAUAGAGAUUCGGAUGUGGAUGAGAGUUUCAAAAGAGAAUUUUAUUCAAGAAUUUCGCUGGUUGUGAUUGAAAAAUUGCCAAAAAUCCUUAGAAAUAUACUACAAUCAUCUGUUUCCGCACGCGAUCUUUACGGUAUGUGCAUUCCAAAACUACAUUAUUUUAAUACGGAUCAACAGACUAGCUUACAGACGUUGCGACGGUCAGGUUCUUAUGAUUCAUUGGAUAUCGGUCUGAUCUAUAAAUUGUUUAGACUGUUUUCACUGAUACCCCCGCCUACAAAGGGAUGGGGAAUGUAUCCCGACAAAACUGACAUUAAGGUAGCAGAUGACGUAGAACGCAUACGUCAAUACAAAAACAAAAUAGCUCAUAGAUGCAACCCAGACUUUGACAAGGACGAAUUCGAUGAUUACUUCAACAAAUUUCGUGAUAUUGGUCAUAGAAUGGAUGCUACGUUUUUCCAAAAGACAAACUAUGAAAAUGAAAUUAUUGAAAUCAAGACCUGCAGGCUGGAUUCUGACAUUCAGAUCAAAUACACAGACGCAAUGAAGCAGUUAGAGAGCAUAAAAUUGAGAUUUGAAAAAAGACCUUUAAAAAUUUUUUGGGAAGAAAACCUUGAUACAUCUUUGGAGAACCUGAGAUCUCUGGUACGGAAAGAAACAGUAGAAGGGAAACUCCGUAUACAGAUCAUCUUCCAGAACAAGGAAGAUGUCGAGAGCACUACUGACAUCCUUAAUUCACUCAGGGACGACAUAAAUAAAAACUUGAGUGGAAUAGAAUUCAUCGUAGCCAUAAAAGAUGAUUCAAUACAAACAACAACAUCUUCACUAAGAACCUAUUGUACGAUUGACGAAAGUUAUGCAGACGGAACAACAGAAAGAUAUGAUAUCAUGGGUGAUAGAGGUUCAGCUAGUUUGGAUAAAAAAGUCUCAGAAAGCAAACAGAAAGUAUUAGAACUAAAAUUUGGUGAAAGAAUCCAAGCCAGGCCAAGAUCGUCAUCGUUAUCACAGCUAAAUGUGUCAAUAAUAGAAGACGACUCAGAAAAAGACUGGUUUUACAAGUUGAAUGUUACCUGUGACAACUAUAGCUUGCAUCUGAUAAAUGACUUCAACAUUCAAAGGAAAUUCAAAGCAUUGUCCAAAAUUGUACAAUCUAAAGGUUCUGCAAGAUUAACGACUGAGUACAGUAUAGAUGAAAAAUGUACCGCUGCAUUUGAAAUGAUAUAUAAGCAUAUUAUAUGUCGUAAUAUGUUAUCGAUGUCAGAUUGCAUCAAACAAAAUCUUGAUUUGGCAGUGCGAUGCCUUUUAACAAGAAAUAUUCCACCUACUGAGCUGAGUGAAUAUUUGCACGAGUCGAUGAAAGAAAAGAAGAACGUUAUUUCAAAGGCAAUAGGAUGGACCAUAACAAAACAAUUUUGCAAAGAUACACUGCCGACAAAAGUGAUAAACAGUUUCAUCGACAUUUGGCCUGGUUAUCGUUGUAGAUGCGAGAAACAUCGUGCAAAAGGUCAUUCUAGAAUUUGCUCAACAGAACCAGUCAUUAUUGUAGAGGUCGACAAGUUUUCAAAGGCAAUACCUGACGCUUUUUAUGGAAUUCCCGUACAACAAAGUUACCAAGAAACAAAAGGGGAACACACUAAAGUCCAAUGCCACAAGGAAAAGACAGAUGUAUCCUCGUUUAAAGACAACAUAAUACAAAAACCGGUGACGAUAUCAGGCGAGAUAGCAGAAGUUUUGUUUAAACAACAUAGUAAAAUUACAAUGAUACAUGUCCACCCUUUCAGGAGGACGAGCAUACAGCUAUGGGGUCAAAUAAAAGGAGUUAUUCCGAUGGGCGAAAAGCAUUUUCCGAAAAUGAUCAAUGGCCUAGAUACUUGUAUAGCUGAAGGACAUGUAAGAUUCAUGGCAAAAAUAAAAAUCGGUGAUACUAUUGGUGUACCUGGUUCGUCCGGAACUUUAGGUGGUUUCGUACAAAUGCAUGGCCACAAUGCAUUCUUGACAUGUGCUCAUGUUGUCCAUAACAAGAAUAGACUUAUUGCUGGUAACAAAAGGGAACUUCAUAAAUCCAAAACUAAAGUCUUUUGUCUAGACAGAUGUAAUCCAAACUCAAGCGUAGAAAGUGGGUGUGUGUUCAAUGCGGCUUUCGACCUUAAUAAUGCAGGAGGGACCAGUGUAGACGCAGCUGUAGUUAUACUAGACGAGGAAAAAGUAUCAUUUGAUGAAAAAGAUAUAUUGAACAAAGUAUCGUGUGGUCCCGUAUCAGCGGACUUUAUAGGUAUGAAGGGUCCAUAUCUGAAUGACAAUUACAUCACACCGAAAGCAGUGAGUGGUACUGUUACAGCAAGAUAUCUGGGUGUGACCUCUGGAUAUGUUGAAUCUGAUGUAUCUUUUAAAGAUUAUGAUGAAGAUGAUGAAAAUUUCAAAACGGAGCCCAAAGGUUUAUGUUUAUAUUUCAAAGAUUUACCAGCUCAUUUACAGGAUAUAGAAAGUGAAUGUCCAAAACCUGCGGAAACUCCUUUUGAAGUUCAUUUUCAACAAUUGAUGGCGUCAAAACUAGAGGAAAGAAUAAAGAGUGGGAGACACUUUUUUCGAUGUUAUAAGCAAUUGCUGUUCACAGACUUUUCGUUUAAACCAGGCGACUCGGGUACAUGCAUUUAUGUCGUUGAAGAUAAAACAAUUAUCAGACCUGACAAUCAGCCAAAUCCAACAGGAUGUCUUGCUAUGGCGAUAGCGAGUUUCUACGACAGCAAUGAACAUAGAAACAAAUGCAUCGCGACACCAAUGCAUGCAAUUUUGAAAAGACUUGGACUUAUCUAACUUGAUAAUCUGUGUGUUUGGUGGCACACACCGGAACUUGUAAAUAAAAUUCGUGAAUUGUAAUAUAGCCUAAGAUACUGUAUAUAUAUUAAAAUAUAAUACACAUUUUACAAAUUUAUUAAACAAUAUAUCGAAAAAGAAAAUAUGUAUAUCUAUAAUACUAAAAUUACGAGGUCCAAUUUGUCAGCCGUCAUCACGAAAAAACGACGAAUCAAAGAAUUUAACUUUAUAUAUAACUUAUAUAGUACAAAGGUGUAGAUUGAAAAUUACACCACUCCAGGCCGUUUUGUUUUCCACGUAAUUAAUAUUGCCAAUAAUUAAGAAGUUCCGGGUCGAGUCCGAUACCGAUACCAAUAGUAUAUUCACCUGUUACCUAUUACCUUACGUUCCGCAUCUAACAGGCGCACCAACAAUCGGUGUAUUAAAAUAACGAGGUCCAAUUUGUCAGCCGUCAUCAUGUAAAAACGACGAAUCAAAGAAUUCAACUUUAUAUAUAACUAAUAUAGUACAAAGGUGUUGAUUAAAAAUUUCACCACUCCAGGAGGUUUUGUUUUCCACGUAAUUAAUAUUGCCAAUAAUUAAGAAGUUCCGGGUCGAGUCCGAUACCGAUACCAAUAGUAUAUUCACCUGUUACCUAUUACCUUAUCUGUACGUUCCUUAUCUGACAGGCGCACCAUCAAACGGUGUAUUCAGGAUUAAUAUGCUAUAUACACGGGACAUAAUCACAGGGUUGACACUACUAAAUAGUCAAAUUGUUACCUAUUGUAGUAUUUUAAUCAGUAAGACUUUCUAAGAUAACAAUACGAAUACUAAAAAUCUGGACUAAAAAUAAGGCGUAUAGGUACAGUUUUCAAUUUGUUAGCGGGCAUGACAUAAAACAGCGAAUCAAA